GCCACAUCGCAAGCGGAACAACAAAUCACGGUAUCGCAACUAAUUCCGCCAAAGUUGUGCAAGCGUGGGGCGACCACGGACGAUCUACUGGAAAUUUCCUACCGCGGUAGCGUAGUAGAAACUGGCCAAGUGUUUGACGGAUCCGCGAUCAAAAUCGACGGCGGAGGUAUUCCGGGGCGUGGCGACGAUGUCUCGUUGUACUUUGUUUUGGGGAAGCAGCCGUUCGGACAGUUCCCGCCCGGAUGGGAUGUCGGGAUGGUGGGUCAGUGCGUCGGAGAACGAAGGCGCCUCAUUAUACCACCCGCCUUGGCGUACGGUUCCAAAGGCGUGCCUCGGCGGGGCAUACCCCCUGAUGCUACGCUCCAAUACGACAUUACUUUGGUUUCGUUGAAUGGCUUUUCCACUCCGCAAUAA
Messenger RNA from Phaeodactylum tricornutum CCAP 1055/1, 414 nucleotides. RefSeq lists its product with no specific name. The record is from RefSeq and is a predicted model, not a curated record. Lineage: Eukaryota; Bacillariophyta; Bacillariophyceae; Surirellales; Neidiaceae. Gene Ontology annotation, biological process: protein peptidyl-prolyl isomerization. Gene Ontology annotation, molecular function: peptidyl-prolyl cis-trans isomerase activity. The annotation marks the transcript as partial. The transcript has a single exon.